AUGAAGAAAGAAAAUCAAUCCUCUAACCUGGAUUUUAUUCUCCUGGGAGUUACGAGUCAGCAAGAACAGAAUAAUGUCUUCUUUGUGAUUUUUCUGUGCAUUUACCCCAUCACACUGACUGGAAAUCUGCUCAUCAUCUUGGCCAUCCAUGCUGACAUUCGUCUUCACAACCCCAUGUAUUUUUUCCUUGCUAACCUCUCCUUGGUUGACAUCAUCUUCUCAUCUGUAACUAUCCCUAAGAUGCUGGCCAACCAUCUCUUGGGCAGCAAGUCCAUCUCCUUUGGGGGAUGCCUAACGCAGAUGUAUUUCGUGAUAGCCUUGGCCAAUGCAGACAGCUAUACCUUGGCUGCAACGGUAUAUGAUAGAGCUGUGGUCAUCAGCCGCCCACUUCAUUACACAACAAUUAUGAGUCCACGGUCUUGUGUCCUGCUUAUUGCUGGGUUUUGGGUGAUUGGAAACGCCAGUGCCCUCCCCCACACUCUGCUCACAGCUAGUUUGUCCUUCUGUGGCAACCAGGAAGUGGCCAACUUCUACUGUGACAUUAUGCCUUUGCUGAAGUUGUCCUGUUCUGACAACCACUUUAAUGUGAAGAUGAUGUCUGGGGUCGGCGUUUUCUCUUUGCCAUUACUAUGCAUCAUUGUCUCCUAUGUUCAGGUCUUUUCCACAGUCUUCCAAGUUCCAUCUACCAAGAGCCUAUUCAAAGCCUUCUGCACCUGUGGCCCCCACCUCACAGUUGUUUUUUUAUAUUAUGGUACAACGAUGGGCAUGUAUCUCCGCCCGCUGACCCGUUACAGCCCAAAAGAUACAGUGAUAACUGUGAUGUAUGUGGCAGUGACCCCAGCAUUAAAUCCUUUCAUCUAUAGUCUGAGAAAUCGGGAUAUGAAGGCGGCCCUGCAGAAACUCUUCAGCAAGAGAAUCUCCUCAUAG
Molecule: messenger RNA, 927 nt
Organism: Pongo pygmaeus (Bornean orangutan)
Lineage: Eukaryota; Metazoa; Chordata; Mammalia; Primates; Hominidae
Product: olfactory receptor 1A2-like
Biological process (GO): G protein-coupled receptor signaling pathway
Cellular component (GO): membrane
Molecular function (GO): olfactory receptor activity; G protein-coupled receptor activity
Source: RefSeq, a predicted model, not a curated record